CACUGAGUCUCCUUCUCUGCACCACACAAACAAACAAACAAACAAACAAAGUUUGGCCUCACUGUUCCUCCAUCCCUCCAUCCGCCCGUGCCACGCUGCCCGUCUUUUCCAGCCCUUCUGACCUUCCUCUUCCAGUAGCCGGCCCUCAGUGUGUGCCUGCAGUCACUCAUUGGCGAGCAAGUCACGUAUCAGAGGAGCAGACAUGCACUUGGCGCACCACCCAGUUCUUGUGUGUGUCGAUGUGCCUUCUUCUCACCUUCUGCACGAGGCCUCCCGCUGACGGCCUCGUUGCUAGCAGCUGGUUCUCAUCAUCAGACGAAGACGGUGGCUGGCGGCUGCGGGUCUGACCGUCCUUGCGCACUGGGAGGGCAUGGCGAUCUCCGGUAGCUGCUGAUGUCCCCUCCCUCCCUCCCUCUAGCACCCGAAACCCUUCAAUGUCGACGUAGUGGUUGUGUCGCAUGUCGGGUGGCUGGCCCGCCCUCUUCCUCGCCCGCUUGACCUUCAACCGCAGCCCCCGAAAAUCCCAGCUCUCCCGUUGGCGGCGCACCUCGGCUUGGACGUAGUAUUUGCCCCCUCCCGCAACACGAAAGGGCCCCGCGAGCACGCGGAAGGCCUGGGAGUCGCUGGUGAUGAUGUGCGCUUUCAGGCCCUUGAAAGCGGCGGCCUUGUGGAAGGCGGCGUGGAGGGCGGCAGGGCAGGAGUCCUCGUCGUGCAUGCCGGACGACGGCAU
Messenger RNA from Vitrella brassicaformis, 730 nucleotides. The record is from the annotation of a GenBank genome assembly. NCBI's taxonomy places the organism in Eukaryota, Vitrellaceae.